Molecule: messenger RNA, 1494 nt
Organism: Kwoniella shivajii
Lineage: Eukaryota; Fungi; Basidiomycota; Tremellomycetes; Tremellales; Cryptococcaceae
Exons: 7
Coding region: 1-1494 (497 amino acids)
Source: RefSeq, a predicted model, not a curated record
AUGUUCACUCUUACUUCCACUACCGUUCUUUUCUCUAUCCUUCUCAAUCUUGCUCAAGCAGCUCCUUUACCUAUGCCAGCUGUUAAGCAAUCCGAACAACUGGCAUCAAGAUUUUAUAACCAUCCCGACUCUAUCUUCUCUCAGCAGACUGCUUGUUGGGACAAUGGUGUCCAAGGUAUUUUGAGGGAUAACACCUGUAUUCUAGCCGCACUUAACGUGGAAGGAAGUCAUUAUACAUCAACACAUCAGCCCAGCUUCGUUCAAGGCCAGCCUUGUACCCUCAACGGUCAACCCGGAUAUUGGCAAGAUGCCGUAUGUAUACUCGCCAAUCUGGAUGUCGAUCUUCACAAGAAGGAUUUUAUCCCUUUCCAAGGUCGAGAAUGCUGGUCGAAUGGUCGAAGAGGAUAUUUCAGACAGGAUGGACUUUGUGAUAUUAUUGACCUCGAUCUUAUUGCCGAUGUGAACAAUGGUAAUAAUCCUUCGGUCCUGAACAACGGUCUCCCUGCUGCUGUACCAUUUGGCGGUAAGCCUUGUUGGGUUAACGGCAACCAAGGCCUCUGGCAAAACGAUCUCUGUGUUCUUGCCGAUCUCGAUCUCGCUAAGCGCUAUAGUACCUCGGGUGGGAUCGUUAGCGAUGUCAUUGACACCUUGACCAGUUAUGAGGAUUGUAUCAACUGUGCUUCUGGCUUCACUAGAACUCAUCAUGCUGUUCUUGCAACAGACAACAUUGUUGAUGCCGAAGCUUUGGUUGAUGUGAAUCGACUACAUAAUGCCCCUUACAAGAGAAACGGUCUCUUACACAACGCUCCUGAUGGUAACGAGCUUGAUGGCGCCACGAGAACCGUUACCCAAUUACUCGAUCAUACAAUCACGAAAAGAGGUUUACUUGGAUUAAACGACCUUCCCGUCGUCAGCCAAGGAAAUACAUACUAUCCCAACGGUUAUGUUCAACCUGUUCCUGUAGUCGACCAUACCAUCGCCGAUAUUACUGCCGAAGUCAAUGUCGAUGAAGGUGAUGAACCUUAUUACGGUCGAAACCACCCUCAUACCCUCAACAAUAACCUUUUAGGUCUCAAGAGAGAUGUUUUAGGUGGUAACGAUAACACUCUCAACAUUCUUUCUACUCUUGGAGACGUUCUUGAAUCUCAUCGUAAAUAUCCUUCUGACGAGUACGUUCAAACCCCUAAUGGAAAUAUCAUUCCUUUCGAUGGGGCUUCCGGUGUCUUGGCACAAGUCGAAGCUACCGUGGAUGUCGAUGGUGUCAACAACAACAAAUUUGGUUCUGUAUAUCCCACUCACAGUCGGGGUGGAUUGCUUGGACGAAACCUUGGUGGAUUAAGCGGUGUUGAUGGUUUAGGAUUGAACAAAGACGGUUCAUUCCCUGAAGGUUUAAAUGCCGUCCCCGUUGUGGGGGACCUGUUGGGCGCUGGAAAAGGUGAUGGUGCUCUUGAAGGUCUCGGUAAAGGUUCAAAUGGUCUUUCUCAUAUCUUGUAG